Ceratosolen solmsi marchali is the source of this 3290-nucleotide messenger RNA. RefSeq names its product probable GPI-anchored adhesin-like protein PGA55. Bases 230 to 3019 code for a protein of 929 amino acids. The transcript has 5 exons. The record is from RefSeq and is a predicted model, not a curated record. NCBI's taxonomy places the organism in Eukaryota, Metazoa, Arthropoda, Insecta, Hymenoptera, Agaonidae.
UGUUACUGGUUGAAUCAGUGGGAGUGCAUAUUAUUAAUCAAAAGACUAUUCUUGGUGCACUCGAAGAAUAUUUACCUUGGAAUACUAUAAGCGAUGUUUUCAUAAAUGAAGUUAUAUCAGAGCAAAAGGUUUUAUAUUACUUGACAUUUGUUAUUAAGGAGAUCACUAAUAAUGGUGAGGAACGCACAAGGCUGAUUCCUUUAUUUCGCGAUUUGAAGCCUGAAAGAAAAUGCCUGGAAUACAUGUACGUACGCUUGGCAGACUCCAUUGGCAAGAUCGAGACAAAGAGCCAAAAUUAACUAUUCCUGGUUCUUAUUGGUUAUGUCAUAAAAAUAAUAUUUAUAAAUUUACGUUCAAGUUCCAUAAAACAAUAAGAAAUUCUACUGAUUUUUCAUAUUGUAAAGAAUUGAUGAAAAUCAUCAGAAGGGUUAUAAAGUGGCAGCCACGACAAGGUCAACAUUUUGGUACAAAAAAUCUUCUUGUCACUUACAAUCAUGCAUCGUGGACGCGACAGGAUAAAAUGUUCGCGAUAAUGAAGUUCUGCGACAGGCCGGACGCUAUCGCAUUUCCCCACGCAUUUAUCUUAACAGUAAAAAUCUUUAAUCAAGAACAAAGACAACGGACCGAACAAAUGAUGGGUACGUCGUCGACGAAACCGCACUGUGAAAGUCCAGAAGUGUCCGACUUCGAUGGGCCACGAUCUCCUCGUUCGAGACCCUUGAGCUCCUUCGACGAUAAGACAGUUGAUGCGAUUUCGAGUGUCCACCAACAAGUGGACAAUAGUAGCGACAAGGAUAUAUCCUGGUCCCAACGUACUCGAUCAAAACAGCGAGACUUGGAUGAUAAAAUCAGCAAAUCUUCAGCAAAUUUAACAAUAAGAAACGCCACUAUGUCGGAGGGGAUUCCGAAUACAACAAACGGCAAAAGCACCGGAAUCAGCAAAGCCGACAGCAGUAGCAGUAGCAGUAGCAGUAGCAGUAGCAGUAGUAGAAGCAGUAGUAGCAGUAGCAGUAGCAGUAGUAGUAAUAACGGCAGCGCUAGCAAUAAUACUAAUAGUAAUAGUAACAACAUUAGCGAUGCGAGAGACGUGAAUUGCGAAUGGCAGAAUGAAGCUGCAGAACUGUCUGGAUGUGCCCUGGACAGUAAUACUGCUGAUGAGGAUAACGACGAGGACAGCAACUCCAGUAGUGAGACACAUUCGGAUUCGGCAAGUAUGCCGUAUCAGUACCUCAUUGAGAGGGACAUUGAGAGGGAGCUUGAAAAUUCUCGGAUUGUGAAAACGUCGCCGAACGAGGACUCGAUAUCUAGUGUUAAAGAUUUAGAGCACGCAGUGAGCAACGACGGCGACAAUGACUCUAAAUCUUCAAGGGACUCUCGAAAAAGUGUGAAAUUCAGGUCAAGACAGGAGUCACGGGAUAAUGAGUCGAUGCCACCACCGGAUCUCGCAAAUUUACGGUCUUCCGAUAUAACCGACCUCGUGAUGAAGGGACUCAUGUUCACGAUCAGGCAGGAUAAGGACACCGUCACGGUAGUUGAGCAGAAAACGAAGCUUGAGCUCGAUGAAGUGCUCGAGAACUCGGAGAAGGUCGAGACAAAGGAAGGCGAUCCCUGUCUUCUUAAUUCGAGUUUACUUAGGCUUGAAAAAAUGAUAACGCGAAUGCAGGAGCCUGUAGCGUUCUCCCAGCAAAGGAGUAAUGGCAUCUGUGAAAACGCUCUCGUCUCCUUCAUGGAUCUGUCAAGCGACAUCAAUUCCGAGGAUAAGGAGAAACAUAACGAAGUGGAAACGAGCGAGACGGAAGAAAUAUGUCAGAGUACCGGGGUUCUUGAGACGACCACCUGCUGGUCGCAUUUAUUUGAAGAUAGAGAUAUAACAGACUCAAAUCUUGCUAAUAUUGAGAAGGCCUUUGAUGACUCAAGUAUGUACAUGAACGAUGACAAUCAGGAUGACGAUAUGGAGUUGAGGAUGGAAGAAGAGGAAGAUAUCAUACCGGAGGCACUGGUGCAUGACACAUUCUUUGGCAGUAAUUUCGAAACUAUGAAUAAAACGCCAUCAACUAACAGUUUGCAAGAUCUGCUAAUGGAUGACAUUGAGAUGGGGGAUGAAAAAAUUAUUAACGAGCCGCACUUUACAAAAAUAACAACAUCGAGUACAUCCAAUUCUUGUAUCGUGACGAAUGGAACUAGUUAUGUUAAGGAUUCUCAAAAGCUUCCAAAAGUAAUAUCUAAUGAGAUUAUUACAAAUGAUCAAAUACCACCCGCGCUAUUGAAGGCUUUAAAAAGUAAAUCCUCAAUAGAGCAGCAACCUCAUAGAAGUGAAAAUCAUAUAUGUAAAAAGAAUGAUGACACUUUGCAGAGUAAUAGUAGUAUUAGUCUUGAAAGUAUUGAUGAUAAGAAGACUAAAACUAGUUUUAAGGACACUCCUGAAAAUACUAUUAUAGAUAAUAAAAUUGAUGAGAUUCAAGAUAGCAGUGUAAAGAAUUGUGUUCAAGAUGAAUUAGAGAGGUAUGGCGAAUGUAUUGAAAAUAAACUUGUAUUUAAUUCUGUAAGUAACGAUGCAAUAAAUUCAAAGUCUUUGUUUACAUCUGAAAAUACAAGUGAUGACAGUUCUCAUAAAAGUACUAACGUAAGAAGUAGUGAUAUUUCUAAUUCUAGUUCAGUGGAUAAUAUUCGACUAACUCGUUCAAAUGCAAAAUUAUAUGCUAAAUCUAAUGAAAAUUUGUCCACGUCAAACGAGAUUUCAUCAAAACAUGAAUAUUAUAUGGAAACACGGGCUCGAAAACUAUUAGAAAAAACUUUUAAAAAGCAAUUAAAUCAAGAUACUGUACGUAAGACUGUAGUGCGUCAAAAACGAAGAAAAAAUGUAAACGAAGAUAGUGUUUUGAAAUAUUCUAAAUCUAUUAAUCUUGAUGGAUCAGAGGGAGAAAGAGUAAAAGUAAAAAUAUGGAAAUUAAUAAGUGAUCUAACAUACGGUGUUAAAGUAGUUGUUGAACGAUUAGACUUCUCUAAUAUUCCUAGAUAAUAGGUUGUGCAUACAAAAUGAUUUUCAAAUGAACAAUUUUUAGAAAUAUACGUGGAUUUUAUUAAAACUAAUGUAGAUAUAUUAAUAAACUUACAAAGACAUUGGCAAUAAACCAAUGCUGACUCUAAAAUUUUUUAUAAAUUUUAUUAAAUACAAAAAAUUGUUUUUAAUUUAUAUUUAUCUAGACUUGUAAGAAUGACGAGAAAUGUACACAAUAUAAUUUUUAAUUUUGAUUUCAUUUGUUGGCAACAUUUGUAAUUAUAAUUUACAA